AUUCCAGAGGGAUUUAUUUUAAGCAAGGAAGACUAGAAGGUAACAAAUACAUGAAUUUAAGAAAUAAAGUACUAUAAUACAGAAUUUUAUGCCUCAUGUCCCUGUGUGUAAAUUUUAUCCAUUUCUGCGCCCCUCAAAUCAUAAGAGUAAACAGCUCUCUUCCCUGAAUUGGGGACAUUUCAAGCUCCUCUCUGGUGAAUCAUUAAAAACCCACGUAGCGCAGAAGCAUUUUCUUCAUCACUGAACUUGGCUGCAAAGAGGCGAGUGAGUAGAGAAAGAAAAACGAUACAAAAAUCAAACCAAAACCAAACCUUGCAGAACUUGGCUGAAUGUCCUCCUGAGUUACUCAUUCAAAUUUUAAACUUUUAAAUUUCACUUUAACUUUAUGUUAGUGGCCUUUCUUUCAUUCUGCUCUUUAAGUUGAAAAGAUAAUGAAUCUCAAAUCUCAGAAGGUGCUUUGUGGGGGGUAUGAAGGCUUUCCAAAAUAAUAUUGUGAACAUAAGUUAUUUGGACAGUUAUGCUUUCUAAGGACCUCGCAGUCACUUCCUCCGGAUUUUUGGGAAGUUUGAUGGCUCUCUUUGACCGAGGAUUGUAAACUCUGAUCUAGCCUGCAGGGUGAAUCCCCAUAGGGGAGAGAGAACAGCCCCUGGCUCUCAGGCUCUCAGUUGUAGGAAGGCUCCACCUAGCGCAGAGUGAGAUGGGAGUAGGGAGCAGAGAGGAGAGUGGAGCUGGCUGUGGGCCGAUGACUUGAGUUGCUUGAAGUUAGCCAGACAGGAAGGACAAGCUGUGGUGAUACUUUGAUUUAAAUUGGUAUAUGAUUUAUACACUCUGUUAGAACAGCUGCUUUCUUCCCCUAUUCCUCUAACAGGCUGGUUCAUUGCUGGAGAUGACUGUCAGCUGCCUUCUCUGCAUAGUCACCGUCACAUGCCUCACCGCUGGAGCCUGGGAAGCCUGACCACAGACCAGCAUCUCCAAGGCAUGAAUAAUUAGGUAGGCAUAAUGGAAGGCACUCAUUGCACCCUGCAGUUGCGUAAACCCAUUACAGAACUCUGCUACAUCAGCUUCUGUCUUCCAAAGGGGGAAGUCAGAGGAUUUUCAUACAAGGGCACCGUAAUUCUAGACAGAUCCAAUAAAGGUUUUCAUAACUGCUACCAAGUCAGGGAGGGGUCAGACACUGUCAGCCUCAGUCAGCAGCAGAACGAACUUCCAGGCGACAUAUUUUUCAAGCAGACUCCCACGAAAGACAUUCUAACUGAGCUAUACAAACUCUCAGCAGAGAGGGAGCGAUUGCUGGCCAAUCUGCGGAGCUCGGACCACAUCCUAGGCAUUUCCAUGGGGAACGAGGAGGGGAAGCUGCUGGAGCUGUCUGUGAGACUGGCGCCUGAGGACAGCUGCUCCCACGGCGCUGGGGAUCUGUGGAGGGAGCCCUCUGUGGGCCCGCUCAAUAAGAGGAGUGCCCACGGGAGCAGAAAGCCCCGGAGGCUUGGCGGAAGGAGAGAGAGCUUUGAUGUGCCGAAGCGAACAAGAAGGAAAGGGCGUGGAGGCCAGGAAUCCACUCCUCAGAUGGGGAAGGGCCAGAUCUGUUCCAGCCAUUGCCUUCCUCCUUCAGGAGUCCCGCUUAACCAUCGGCUUCUAGAGGAAAGGGGAAACUUGGCUCCACAUGGGGUGCUUACAUGUUCCCUGCAGAGGAGAGAAAGCUGCCCCACAGAGAUCCCCUGGACACCGGGUGCAGACCUGGGCUCUGCGAACUCUGGGAUGGUCUCAGAGCAACCUGCCCUUGGAAGAGGCACACCAUCCGCUCACAGUCAUUCCACAGAAGCAGGAGGCGAUGGUGUCCCAGAUGCACCCAGCAGGCCUCACGGGCUGGAGCAUCCACAGACAGGUUUGCCUGAAAGUCAGGAGGAUGCUAAGAAGCAUCCAGAAGCACAGAGGGCUGGCCUGGGAAAAUUGGCUGAGCAGACCUGCAGGAGAAAACCUGUUUCCAGAGUGGUGGCCAAAGUCCAGGAUCUGUCCACUCAGGUGCAAAGAGUAGUUAACAUGCCUCCUGAGGUUGAGGAAGAAAUUGCUGCUUACCAAGAGGUCAAAGUUGAAUUUAUUCCCAAAGUGGACCUGCUCACCCUCCCAGGAACGAAGGCUGAGGCUCAUAGCUCUGGGCCGCAGGGCAAGGAGCAGCAAGGGGCCAGGCCACUGCAGCCGCUGGCCGGAGAAAUCACCUCUGUUUCUAGGUUACCAGCCAGUGCUGACGGGGCUGUGAACAAGGUCCUCCUGAAGGUGAUUGAGAGUGAGAAGUUGGAUGAAGCCACCAAAGGGAAGAGGCUGGGUGUCCCCCUCAACACCGGGGCCACCCAUGACCUCCCAGAAACCAGAAGUAAGAGGAGAGCUGGGGUACCCCAGAGGGGCCACAAAACCUUGUUUCCAGAUCCACCCUGCACUGCAGAUCCUGGCUCCUCACAAUGCAGAGGUGAUGAGAGGAUGCAGUCGCCCCCACUCCCAGCAGCUCCUGGCCUGGGGUUUAAUAAUUCAUCCCAGCAGCCACCACACAAGCAGCUGCCACCUGCUCCCUCACCUCUCCAUCCAAGGUGUCCCAGCCCUCAACAGCACCACAGGGUCCUCCUGCUCCCUCCACUGCCUGGAGAGACAGAAGCGGCUCUUAAUGACUCUCCUGGUAGACAGAGUGAUAUCUUCUCAGAGCCCUCCUUUUCUGACACAUUGGAGCCACCAUCUUCUGAAAGGGUCACGGAGACCGAAGGAGCCAGCCCAGCCUCCAUCAGCGCAGGCCAACCUCGGCUGGUACCUGGGGAGACUCUGGAAAGGAGCUUGGGGCCAGGGAAGACCCCAGCUCAGCCUCAGCAGCAGGCGUCUCCAGGUCAGUGCUUGUUUAAGAUGCUUGGCUCUGUCUUUGGGUGCAGUGUGAGUGUUUGUCUUCAGAGGCUGGGCAGUGAACAUUGGAAUGGAAGUAACUGA
Octodon degus (degu) is the source of this 2964-nucleotide messenger RNA. RefSeq names its product formin-1-like. The coding region runs from base 1000 to 2964 and encodes 654 amino acids. The record is from RefSeq and is a predicted model, not a curated record. NCBI's taxonomy places the organism in Eukaryota, Metazoa, Chordata, Mammalia, Rodentia, Octodontidae. The transcript has a single exon.